Messenger RNA from Nasonia vitripennis (jewel wasp), 4070 nucleotides. RefSeq lists its product as uncharacterized. Gene Ontology annotation, cellular component: neuron projection; membrane. NCBI's taxonomy places the organism in Eukaryota, Metazoa, Arthropoda, Insecta, Hymenoptera, Pteromalidae. The transcript has 5 exons. Bases 365 to 1090 code for a protein of 241 amino acids. The record is from RefSeq and is a predicted model, not a curated record. Gene Ontology annotation, biological process: G protein-coupled receptor signaling pathway.
GUCGCGCGCAGCCCUCGCGGUCGGAAGCACGAGUAUAGUCGUCGUCGUCGGAGGCGCUUGCAAGCUCGCUCUCUCGGCUUAUCCGUCGGUACAGGUCGGUUCAGUGCGGCGGUUGUUGCAUAGCAUGCGCCAGCAGCAGUUAGAGGUAGUGCAGCAGCAGCAGCAGCAGCAGCAGCAACAGCAACAGCAACAGCAGGAAGAGGGGGGGAGGAAGUGAGCCAGGAGGAGCAGCCGGAGGAACACGACGACGGCCAAGGAGAAUCAUGAGGCAAAGGCUGCCGAGGGCAGGACGACGGCGACGGCCCUGCAGCUGCCAGCCGCGCGACGAUGCAGCCAGCAGCAGCAUCUCCGAAGGCGGCGAACGAUGACGGAGUCGGGGCCUCAGGGCGCUGCUCAGGCCAACAGCAGAGCCUGCCUCUUUGACGAGAGGUCCGAGUCGAGCAUAGCCGCGCACAUCCACGAGAUAAACAGCCAGGUGGCGCAGUUCCGGGACCUGCUGAUCAGCAUCGGCCAGCCGCGCGACUCUCCCGAGCUCCGGGAGAAGAUCCGCAAGCUCAGGCGCAACUGUGUCGAAGCUUGCAAGAGCACCUCCCAGAUGGUCCUACCCCAGAUGCGCAGCGCGAUGGAGUCCGGCAUACCGGCAGACAGUCCGAAUCUCGUGCUGCUCUUCUUUCUGGCCCAGCUGUUCCUCAGGGAGCUCUACAAGAGCAAGAACCUCGUGCGCAUCGUGCCCAUGGAUAUGACCGGAUACUUUGAGAGCAAGUCCGGCCCGUCGAACAUCAGUAACGUCAUCACCCAGAUACUCCUCUGCAAGCAGAUCACCUUGGAUUUCAACGAGGAGGAGCUCUGCAGCAUACAGAAGGACAGCGAGGAGAUCAGCGCCCUGAUAGCCGAGCUCCAGGAGUUCAUGCCCCAAUCCGAGGCUGACACAGAGCGACCCGUUGCCCUGCAGGAGGCUGCCAAUCGGUUGAACCGCAACAACGGCGCGAGAAAGAAUCUACCCUGGGAGAACAGACCGACGAGACACCCGAACUACCUGCGCGGGACCUUCAAGUUCUUCUGCUGCGCCGGACGGCCCAACUACUUAUGAUCUCGUGCGGCAUCGGCUCGAUCGGAGGCUGUCGACGCUACCUAGUCUUUCAGACAGACGAGAGAAUUAAUGACAAUGCGCGACAGAGACACGUAUAUUAUGCAUAUAAUGUACUUAAUAUACGCAUUUACGGGAGACAAUCCAUUGAACGGGUGUAUAAAGAGUGAAAGAGAGGUAGGGGGGGGGGGGUGGAUCAAAAGAGUUAAUAAUUCAGUCAAUUUUCCGGAUACUCGAGAGAGAGAGAGAGAGAGAGAGUGAGCGGGGCGAAGAAAAGAGUUGCGACGACGAGUCUAGCUGGACACAAAGGAGAACUGCGCGAGAAGGUAUAUAUCGAUCUUGUACAAGUAGCAUAUAGUAAAACUACUCUACUGCCGCAAGAAUAAGUGAAAUGCCGCAACUACAACUAACUAACUAACUAACUUAAAGUAACGCUCAUUGUCAGCCACGGAGACACUUGCGAGCAUACACACACACACGCGUGAGUUUAUUAUCACAGACGUACACACUAUCAAGGGGGGGAUUCGAACGAACAAUACGGCAUCGCAUACGUGGAUUAUUAUACCCUCGACGAGAUUGCAUCAAAAUUCCGAGCAGAAAGAGAGAGAGAGAGAGAGAGAGAGAGACGCGGGCACACGCGUUAUGGGUGGGCGACACUUAGGGAGAGACAAAACGAGGGCAAAAAUACAAUAUAAUACCGCACAGAUAUCUAGCUGCGUUUAAUUACAUAUAAUUAGGUAUAUAGGAGCACACUCUCGCGCACACACACACACACACACACACACAUACGCGUUAAACGGGUCCAAAAGCGACGAUGAUGAGGCGGGGAAUAUAUAGGGAUAUGUAUAACUUAGAUGGAGGCUUAUACUCGUUCGGCUCUUUGCUACUGUUUGCGAGAUGUACGCGCGCGAGUUCAUAUCAGAGUCAUACAUAGCAAUAAAGCGCGAGAACAGCCGAACGACUGUUAUGGUACAUAGUGCGUAUAUCAAAAGAUUAUAUACGUAUAUACGUAGUGUAGCGCAUGAUCGCCGUACACCUUUUUCUUAAAAUUUUUUCCCUCGAUCUCGUAGGUGCGUUAUUAUUAUUAUUAUUAUUAUUAUUAUUAUUAUUAUUAUUAUUAUAUAUAUAGAUGAUAUAGAAUUAUAAUAUUAUAAAUAUACACACGUACGCAGUCACUGUAUAUCGUGAUUAUUAGGGUAUAAAGGUAGGAGCAGCGUAGCUAGUGGUAUACAACACGUACACACACGCGCACAGACAAAAUUACUCUCUGCGAUCGAUUUUUCGUUAUGGUGAUUGGAAGGUCGUUUGUUAGGAAGCGCGUCUCUCUGCUUUAAUUUCGCAUACUCGAUUAAUUUUUCAAAACCUCCUCGGCGCGUCUCUUCUUAUAUUUAGGUACGUAUUAUUAUUAUUGGCGCUGGCGCGCAUGAUGAUCGCUGCAGUAUGAUUAUGGAUUAAUCAGACGAGCGCGUGAGAGAUGUGUAUAGAGGAAGACAGGAGGGUAACGAGGAAGUGAAUAAGUGAGGGCCAAAAGUGCUGUUUACGUGUGUGCGUGUGUGCGUAUACAAGUGGAAUCAAACAGUCGUUAAUAAUUCAUUGCGUAAUUAUAGUCUCACGAAAAACACAUACGUCUUCGCGUUAUAUAUGUAAGAAUGAAUUUUAGAUUGCAGCGCUAAAAGGAAAAAUAAUCUAUACGUGCUACAAGUCUCUAGCGCGUUAGAAAUAGGGUUAUAACUAUAAAACGAAAGUUAUAGUAUUUUGUGAUAAAGCGUUAACAAAAAAAAGGGGAGCAAAGCUGCGUCGCGUCUCGGAGUCGGUCGAACAAAAGGAGUACACACGAUGUCGAAUAUAUAUGUAAUAUAUCGCCGACAGUACACACACACACACACACGAAGGAUCGAGUAAUAUAAAGAAAAAGGCAGAAACGGAAAAGUCUUUCGUGCAGUGGAACGGCUAUCUUUAUCUCCCUCGGCGCGUCUCUUACGCCAUUGUUAUAAAAAGGAUCGGCGGCCAGUGCAGAGGGAUGAGGAUAGCGAAAAAUAAAAGAGGAGCCGCCCCGUCAACGGAGUAUAAUAUAAGAGAACAUAUAUACGUUUAUAUACCUACGGAAGAAAAGCCCAGCAGCGACGGACCGUGAUUAGCAUUAUAUAUUGCUAUACUGCACGCGCGUCGAUUUUCCUUUUCUUCAGCCGUUCUUUUUUUUUUUUUUUUUUUGCUCGUCCUGUCCCGCACCCCCUCGCACACCGCGUACAUACAUACACACACACACACGCACACUUGCCGUUAUAUGGCUUCUCACUACUCUCCUGCGAGAAGAAACGAUCGAUGAACGGAAAAAUGGCCUAUGCGAGCGCGAUAGAUUGUUUUCACACACCGAUUAGCCGACACACGCACAUAUAUAUAUAUAUACACACAUAUAUACACAGGGAGACACGUUAACUCGUAGUGACAUUUCUUGGGUUUUUCUUAUAUAUUCACGCAUUACCGCAUCGUGUGCGUGGGUACUCUGAUGUGCAUCGGUUUAUGGAUAUUAUAUAUUAGAUGCAGACGACGAUAUAAUAUGGAGUAUAUAUAUAGAGGAAAAGGUCUUUACUAUUUUCUUACCGUUAUUUUAAUAUACGAAAACACGAUAUGUAAUUACUAUAAGAGUGAGAGAAAAGUGCGCGAUGGCGGAGGGGCGGGGGGGGGAGAGUGUGCGGUAUAAGGGGGGCCAGGGAAAAAUCGCAUUAUGUAUAUGUAUAACUCUCCCGAACUCCUUGUAGACACGAUUCCGUAGAUUAUUUUACGGGAAAUCUAGGUGCUAGACCAGAUAUAACGACUCGUAAUUUGUUAGUCGAGCGCAAGCGCAUAUAUAUUACAUAUAUCACUACGAAUCAAAGAGCGAAGACGACGCGGUAUUUUCUCGCUUUUCUCUCGUUUCCGCAGAAUCAUUAGGCAUUCGUCGACGCGACUAUAUAUAUAUAUAUAUAUAGAAUGAAAAAAAAAA